AUGGCGCCUUUGAGGAUCUGGGGGCUGCUGCUGGUCAGCCUCGGGUCUCUCGUUCAUGCUGCGGACAACGACAAAGAUACGACCACAUCCGGGUCCGAGUCGUCGUCGUCCUCCGAGUCUGGCGUCAUCAUCCUUACGGGUACUCAUACCACAACUCCGGACAGGCCCACGAGCGCUCUUGAAUCGAGCACCAUCACCCUCGCCACAACCACUCUGACUGGAACCGACCUGGAGACCGCCACUGAUAAUGCCACGGAGUCUGAGACCGGGACCGGGACUGUCACCUUCCUCACGGGAUCCAUCACUGGAACAACUGUCUCGGGGACAGCAACCCGCCCUGGGAACUUCUCUGUCACCCCUUCGUCAACUUCCACAGCGCCGACUGUGGUCAACACCCAGCCCUGCAACGACUAUGUAGAGCUGUGCGACCGGAAAUAUAGCAACAUCACUAUGGUGGGAUGCCACAACUCGCCCUUCGUGAGGCCCGGUAACCUCGCCUCCAACCAGGCCUUGGAUGUGACCCAGCAGCUCAACGACGGCGUGAGGUUUCUCCAGGGCCAGAUGCACUGGAAUGCCAACGACAGCGUUCCUCACUUCUGCCACACCACUUGCGAUAUUUUCGAUGGAGGGCGCAUCACAGAAUGGCUCACGGACGUCAAAAACUGGGUUGCUGCCAAUCGUUUUGACGUUGUUACCAUCCUGCUUGAAAACGGCAAUUACUCGACGCCGGACCAUUACGUGGAUGCUAUCAACUCGACGGGCAUCCUAGACUACGUCUACACACCACCCUACCAGCCCAUGAACUUGACCACCUGGCCCACCCUCGCCGAGAUGAUCAUUUUUAAUACCCGGGUGGUUCUCUUCUUGGACUACAUGGCCAACCAGACAGCCUACCCGUGGUGGAUCGAUCAAUUCAGCAACAUGUGGGAGACUCCCUUCGACCCAGUGGACCAGAAUUUCCCCUGCACCCCCCAGCGGCCCGACAAUCUACCCAUUGAGCAGGCCAAGAACAUGAUGUACCUCACCAACCACAACCUGAACGCCGAGGUAUCCAUACUGGGCCAAUCCAUCCUCGUGCCGGACGUGUCUCAGCUCAACUUGACCAAUAACUACACCGGCUUCGGCAGCCUUGGGCUCGCCGCCAACAACUGCCGCUCUGAGUACGAUCGACCCCCCACCGUGCUGAAUGUGGAUUACUACAACUUCGGUGGCUCAGAGGAUUCUGGCGCCGUUUUCAUGGUCGCGGCGGCCAUGAACAAUGUCACGUACCGCGGCGGAUGCUGCGGCAAGGCAUCUACGAGCGACUCGCCGCGGGGCCCGUCGCCGAUGUUCUGGUACGAGGCAAGGAAGAACGACCGGCGGUCCGUGGCAGUGUUCAUGCUCGCCUGGGUCACCUGGAUCCUGCUGGUCUGGUAG
Molecule: messenger RNA, 1416 nt
Organism: Diaporthe amygdali
Lineage: Eukaryota; Fungi; Ascomycota; Sordariomycetes; Diaporthales; Diaporthaceae
Exons: 1
Coding region: 1-1416 (471 amino acids)
Biological process (GO): lipid metabolic process
Molecular function (GO): phosphoric diester hydrolase activity
Source: RefSeq, a predicted model, not a curated record